GGUGGAUUAAUUUCAGCAGUACUUCUCUGUCUGCAAGUCAGACAGAACCCAACAGAGCGACUGUAACCAUGGCGGAGGGGGAGGUUAACUACGCUUCGGUUGUAUUCAAAAGUAACAAACAUCCUCCACCCCAAGCUAGAAAGGAGGAGGAAACUGUGUAUGAUGAAGUGAAGGUGCAGAGUAAAACAACUGAAGAAACUGCUGACACAAACGCAGGAUUGUUGCUAGAAAAGAAAGCAAACAACAGACGUCUCCAGUAUCAGCAGCUGGCCUGUUGUUUGGGGAUUCUUUGUGUCAUUCUGCUGUUGGGUAUCAUAGCAGUCAUCGUCGUCUACCACCUUGCUACACUAAGUCAUCAGAGUGAUGAAAGUGAGCUGAUGGCUGCCAAUCGCAACCUGACAAACCUCAACAACAAACUCAGCUUAGACAAUGAAAAGUUGAGGAGGGACAACAACAAUCUGACAGUCCAGUUGGGCAACCUGACACAAAACUAUACUGUCUUAGAAAGUAAGAUCACAAACCUGACUGCAGACGUCAAGAACCUGACAACACAAAACCUGCAGCUGAACUCACAAAACCAGGAGCUGGAGACACAGAGGAAGAACUUAACAGAACGAAUACAAGACAUGGAGACAACCUGGAAUAAACUCAACGUCAGUCGAGCUCAGUGGAGCAUUGAUGUCUACUGCCCCAAAACAAAUAACGGGAGACAGUGUAACGCUUGUCAGAAUGGCUGGGAACUCAGUGGGUCUAACUGCUAUGUGUAUCAUAACGCUGCUCCUGCUGAUCGGAAAACCUGGGAAGAAGCUCAACAAGUCUGCAGAGGAAAGAGUUCAGAUUUGGUUGUUGUACAUAGUCAAGAGGAAAAGACUGCUCUCAAUAAAUACAGCGUGGGUAGUUCAGGAACUGAUGGAUACUGGUUUGGCCUGAGAGCUGAAGGUGGGAGAUGGAAGUGGAUUGAUGGAAGUAAUCUGACUGAAAGCUACUGGACACCACAACCUCCUCCUACUGCUACUGAUGGUCAGUGUGUAAUGUCUGUCCAGAACGUAGGAUGGAGAUCAGUGAACUGUACUGAGAAAAAACAAUGGAUCUGCAUAAUGAAGGUUUUAUCUCUUUAAACACUGCAGUCAGACUCUGCAUGAUAAUAUCAAAUGGCUUAUAAAUAUCAAACUGUAAAGUCUUCUACUUCACUAUUUAAAUGUUUUUUUUGUUGUUGUUUUUUUAAAUAAAAAGGAACAGGGCUUUUAUUUUUAUAGAAAAAGAGAAAAUAAAUAUUUACAGUGAAUUAUUUUGUAAAGCUGUUUGUGUGUCUCAGAAUAAAAACAGACACUUAGAUUUGAAUACAUUUAGAUAUUUGAUUAUAUAGGUAUGCUAAUGUAAGUCUGUGAAACAUACAGUGACUAGACUGAAGGGGCACUGUUAUCAUUGAUACCUGUUGAAUGAGCUUUUGUUCUGCUUUGUUAGAGAUGUGAUGAUUAUAAUUUGUAUAUCAGCAGAUUGAUGACAGGGACAGACAGACUGCUCAGUCUCCUGUUUCCUAUGUAUCAUGUAACAUAUAUUGUUGCUACUCAUUGGCCAAAAUGGAGGCACUGCAUCACUUGUUCUCAACAGAAUGUCCUCAGAGCUUUUUUCUUCAGCAUGUUAGGAAUAUUAAUGUGUAAAAUGUUUUCUAUUUAUCUAUCUAGAAGCAAAUUCAUGUUUUAUUACAUUGAAUAAAAACGCUGCGACACAU
Molecule: messenger RNA, 1732 nt
Organism: Sander lucioperca (pikeperch)
Lineage: Eukaryota; Metazoa; Chordata; Actinopteri; Perciformes; Percidae
Product: C-type lectin domain family 10 member A-like
Exons: 7
Coding region: 69-1118 (349 amino acids)
Source: RefSeq, a predicted model, not a curated record